AAUAAUAAUGUAAACAUUAUUGCAAAAUUAAACAUUGAGAAAAAUAAUUAAUGAGAUCCAAGAGAUGGAUCUUGCUAAAAAAAGAGGAACAUGACAAUAUUUUGCCAGUCCCUAUUUCUCAUAAACAUCCAAAUAAUUUGCCUAAAAAACUUGCUUUAAUUUUCUCAUGCCAGCUAAAAUCCCAAGAGGUCACACAUGAUUCCCUUCCCACACUUGGACUUAUUUAUUUGUUCGUAUUAUACAUUAGAUUUUUUAUUUUUAUUUAUUUUUAGGUAGAGUGAUCAACUAAGACUCGACUCCCUAUAAAAUCCCCAUCACUCCCAACAUUCAAAUAUAUCCCAUCAGUCCUCUAACCCUAGCCAAACACUUUUGUGUUUUGAGAGAUCAGAGAGAAAGAUGGGUCGUUCCAAAACUUCCUCUGCCUCACUUGCCAUAUUCCUCACACUAAACAUUCUUUUCUUUACUCUUGUAAGUGGUUGUGGCUCAUGCCGUGGUGGCGGUGGCGGUAGUGGUGGCAGUGGCGGUAGAGGUGGUAGUGGUGGAAGAGGUGGUGGUGGGGGAAGAGGUGGCGGCGGUGGUGGUGGUAGAGGUGGUGGUGGAGGUUCAGGUGGAGGAGGUUCAGGUGGAGGCGGUUCAGGUGGAGGCGGCUCAGGUGGUGGUGGCGGUGGAACUCCAAGCCCUGGCACCGGUGGUGGCGGCGGUGGUGGUGGAACUCCAAGCCCUGGCACUGGCGGUGGCGGCGGCGGUGGUGGUGGCAACGGAAGUACAGCAACAUGCCCUAGGGAUGCCCUUAAGUUAGGGAUUUGCGCUAAUGUUCUUGGAGGGUUGAUUAACGCCACCAUUGGAACUCCUCCGGUGACACCUUGCUGUACUCUUAUCCAAGGCCUUGCUGACCUUGAAGCAGCCGUGUGCCUUUGCACCGCCAUUAGGGCUAAUAUUCUAGGUAUCAACCUCAACAUCCCACUUUCACUGAGCUUGCUUCUCAACGUUUGCUCCAGAAAUGCCCCACGUGGAUUCCAGUGUUCCUAAUAAACUACUACCUACGUACGUACCAAAAUGAUUCAAUGAUUUCUUCUUUCUUUUUCUCUUAAUACCUACCCUUUUGGUUCUUCACCAUAUGAUAUAUCCACUUGAUAUAUUUACAUAUAAUAAUUAUUAUUAUUGCUUUUAUGAUUAUUUUCUUAAGUUUAAAAUCCUACCUAUCAUGUAUCACGUGAUGGUUUUUAAAUAGUGUGUGUGUUUGUGUGAGUCUUUAAUUUGUACGUGGAAAUCUCCCAUUUCCUUUCGUUUAUUAUGGCUUUGUUUGAUUUGUGGGUGAUAAUAAAUAAAUUUAAGCAUAGUAUUUGUGUUAAA
Molecule: messenger RNA, 1353 nt
Organism: Cannabis sativa
Lineage: Eukaryota; Viridiplantae; Streptophyta; Magnoliopsida; Rosales; Cannabaceae
Product: lipid transfer protein EARLI 1-like
Exons: 1
Coding region: 397-1029 (210 amino acids)
Source: RefSeq, a predicted model, not a curated record